Gastrolobium bilobum is the source of this 1182-nucleotide messenger RNA. RefSeq lists its product as uncharacterized. Gene Ontology annotation, molecular function: zinc ion binding; nucleic acid binding. The transcript is spliced from 3 exons. The record is from RefSeq and is a predicted model, not a curated record. NCBI's taxonomy places the organism in Eukaryota, Viridiplantae, Streptophyta, Magnoliopsida, Fabales, Fabaceae. The annotation marks the transcript as partial.
AUGGAUCUUGCAACCUUGUUCGGCAAGCUCCAAGAAUAUGAAAUGGAGCUAACCAGAAUAACCUUGAAGGAACAAACCAUCAAGAAAAGUAAGGGAAUUACCUUGAAGGCCUCAACACCAAGCAAAGAGAAGGAUGAGGAAAAAGAAGAUGGAGAUUCCGAAAAUGGUCUUGACGAAGAUGAGAUGAGCCUCUUCGUAAAGAAGUAUGGAAAAUUCUUUAAGAAGAAUUUUUCAAAGAAAUCUGCAUUUCCUCCUAGAAGAAGAUCUAAAGAUGAAGGAUCCUCACAACUCACCAUCACUUGCUAUGAAUGUGGAAAAACCGGUCACUACAAAUCAGACUGUCCAAAUAUUCAAAAGAAAGACAAAUAUGAAAAGAAGCAAAGCAAGGAUAGAAGGAACUUCAAGAAGGCUUAUCUUGCUUGGGAUGACGAAUCUAGUUCUUCCGAUGAUGACUCCAAGGAAGAAGCAAACCUAUGCUUCAUGCAAGAUGGGAGACCACCAGAGAAAUCAAGCAAAGGAACUCAACAUAUAUGUCUCAUGGCAAAUGAGGACAAAAAUGAAUCCGAAACCGAGGUUUGCUUGAAGGCUAAAAGCUCUAAAUGGUACUUGGAUAGUGGUUGCUUAAGUCACAUGACGGGAGAUGUAACUAAGUUCCAAUCAUUCACCAAGAAAGAGCUUGGACACGUUUCCUAUGGAGAUAACAACAAAGGAAAGAUUCUCGGUAUUGGAAAAGUUGAAAACCUUAGCAAAUUUGACUCUAAAGCCGAUGAAGGCAUAUUUCUAGGAUAUUCACUUACAAGUAGAGCUUAUAGAAUCUAUAACAAAAGAACAAUGGUCAUUGAAGAGUCUAUUCAUAUUGUAUUUAAUGAGACUAACAAUGUCUUGCCUAGAAAGAAACUUUGUGAUGAUGAUGUUAUAGAAAGCAUGGAAAACAUAAACUUGAAUGACAAAGAGGAAGAUGAAAGGCAAAACGAAAAGGAAGCAAACAAUGAAGAAACACCAAGUCAACAAGCCAAUGAUGGAAACAAUCUACCACAAGAUUGCAGAGUAGCUAGAGGACACCCCAAUCAAGUUUGGGAACUUGUGCCAAAACCAAAUGAUUAUCCAAUACUUGGAACCAAAUGGGUCUUUAGGAACAAGCUUGAUGAAAAUGACAUAAUAACUAGAAACAAAGCUAGACUU